AUGCUUCAAACAUUAUACUACUGCUACUUGGCUCUACUAACAGCUCUCUCUGCAACUACAAGAGUUAACUCAUUUGCCACUUGUUGGCGCUGACAUUCUACUGGGAUAUAAGAUGGCUAAGGAUAGGUUCUUGGCUAAGGUGGUGCUGGUGAUGCUUGCACUGGUGGGUGUGAGUGAAGGGUCCCGGGUGCUGAUGGUGCUGCCGCUGGGUUCUUCGUCUCACAAGAACAUAAUAAUACCGUUGGCCGAGGCUCUGGGUAGUCGUGGACAUCAGGUGAUAGUUGCUUCACUUCACGCCAGUCCUGCUAACUCUUCCCGCUCCUACACCGACCUGGUAGCCUCCGACGCCUGGGAGACCAUCCGUAAAGUGACGGGCGACUUCAAUGUCUUCAAGAUGCGAGAAGCUAACGGUGGGAAAGACGUGAACUCCGAAGUAAUGAAGAAAGUGCUACGUAAUCUGCCAGAGUAUUGUGACGCCUUUCUGCGUGACCCUGGAGUGCAGACCGCCUGGACCAGCAAGCCAGACCUGAUCCUCCUGCCGGCGUUCAUGAACGAGUGUGGGCUGGCACUAGUUCAUAAGUUCAAGGCGCCCUUCAUCUAUGUCACCACCUCGGGUCUCACCCCUUGGACAGCAGACCUUAUGGGCAACCCGGAAAACCCUUCCUACAUACCCAACCAGUACCUCACCUACGGUGCCCACAUGAGCCUUUGGCAACGCACAGUCAACACCCUCGUCAGAAUCGCUGGUCCGUAUCUGAGGAAACAAUUGGUGAUGAACAGACUGGAUGGAGUGGUGCAGAGGUUCCUGGGAGACCCAUCAGUGUCACUGUCUGAGGUGGAGAAGAACGUGUCACUGGUCUUAGUCAACUCUCACUAUUCUCUGGGGCACCCACGCCCCCUGCUACCCAACGUGGUGGAGGUGGGUGGUAUGCACUGCCGCCCAGGCCGCCCCCUACAGGAUGCCCAACUUCGACAUUUCCUGGACUCUUCUACCGUACCUGUGGUGCUCUUUAGUCUGGGCUCAUCAAUCCGCAGCGAACAACUUCCUCCCCGGGUGUUGCACUCACUGAUGGCUGCCUUCCGUCGUCUUCCCUACCGAGUAUUGUGGAAGUGGGAGGGCGGUGCCCUUGCGGACCUUCCAGCUAAUGUAAUGACGCCCUGGCUGCCACAGCAAGACGUGUUGGCACACAAACGGGUACGCGCCUUUUUCACCCACGGAGGAUUGCUGUCACUUCAGGAGGCUGUCUACCACAAUGUUCCACUGGUAGGACUGCCCAUCAUGAGUGACCAACACCUCAACGUUCGUCAGGCUGUGGCCUCAGGUGUGGCCGUCGAACUCAGUCUGGAUAGCCUGACGGAGGAGGGAGUGUACCAGGCUAUUAGGAGCGUGGUGGAGGAGAAACAAUACAGACAGAGAGUGAUGGAGAGGUCACAGCUUCUGCGUCACCAACAAUCUCCACCACUGGACACAGCUGUCUACUGGACUGAACAUGUGCUACGUUAUGGCGGUGGUCAACACCUGCGGUCUGCAGCAGUUGACAUGCCACUCUACCAAUACCUGCUACUCGAUGUUGCUGCUUUUCUACUGACACUCACUGUUCUGCUGCUGCUGCUGCUUCGUUCAAUCUUGACAGCACUCAAACGCUUGUUUGUGCGCGUCCUCAAGAACACUGUUACAAAAGCCCUUACAACUCUCAGAACACAUGUUAAGUUACAAUAAGACACUGACUACAGCUGAGAGAGAGAUCUGAAGCAGUGUUAGCCUCACUGCUCUCAGAAUGAAGUACCUACUGUUAGUUUCUAUUAGUAUGGUCUCUGUUAAUGCUGUUAGCUUCGGAUGUUUUUCUGUUUUUAACCCUGAGCUGUCUGCUCUGGGUUUGAUGGACCUUCCAGCUAUCAGUGGGAAGCUUCUAUUGUGGCUGAGAUUGAUCUGAGACAGUACAACUAUCACCACUACCACCUCAACCAUCAUCACCACGACCACUCACCACCAUCAAUCACACACUACCACCAGUCACCACCACCAUCACCACAACUACCACCAGCUGAUCUCAGCACAUCACGUCUCAACAUGUAUAUCAUAAAAGUACAUUCCACUUCACUAUAUACAUUAUAUAGUGUAGAUAUAUUUUUAUAUAUUUUUAUACGAUAUUAAUAAAGACAAUAUGAAACAAAA
Molecule: messenger RNA, 2176 nt
Organism: Cherax quadricarinatus
Lineage: Eukaryota; Metazoa; Arthropoda; Malacostraca; Decapoda; Parastacidae
Product: UDP-glucosyltransferase 2-like
Molecular function (GO): UDP-glycosyltransferase activity
Source: RefSeq, a predicted model, not a curated record